Procambarus clarkii (red swamp crayfish) is the source of this 897-nucleotide messenger RNA. NCBI's taxonomy places the organism in Eukaryota, Metazoa, Arthropoda, Malacostraca, Decapoda, Cambaridae. The record is from RefSeq and is a predicted model, not a curated record.
AUGACACCUAUGAAAGUUUGUAAUAUGAGCCUAGCAAAAAGAAAAAUGGUUAGAAUCAUGAUACAGAUGAAGAAAGAACUCACAGCUAUAUAUGAGAGUGGUAAACGAGUGUCAGCUUUUGUUACAGAGUUUGAUUCAACUGGUCUCAGUCAAUCGAGUGUAUCAAGAAUAAUAACUGGAGUGACGGAAGCUCUCUACAGAAAAGGACUAGCAGAAAUAAAAAUGCCAACAGAGAUGAAUGAAAUUAUACAAACUAAGUUAAAAUUUAAUAAUAUAAGUAGGUUUCCCAAUGUAAUUGGAGCAAUCGAUUGUACCCAUGUCCCCAUUAAAGCUCCAAAAGUUGAAGAAAACAUAUAUGUAAAUAGAAAACAAUAUCACUCUUUGAACAUUCAAGUUGUGUCAAAUCCUGAUAAUGUAAUCAUGGAUUUCUGUGCAAGAUACCCUGGAAGCACUCAUGAUGCUUUCAUAUGGGCUAACAGCAGACUCCAUAUCAGAUUUGAAGCAGGAGAAUUUGGCAUUGCCUAUUUGCUAGGUGACAGUGGCUAUCCCUUGCAACACAACUUACUUACACCCUUCACAAACCCUGAAAACCCUCCAGAAGAGCUGUAUAACAGGAGCCAUGCAAGAACAAGAGUGGUAAUCGAGAAAACUUUUGGCGUGUUAAAAUCUCGGUUUAGGUGUCUCCACAGUUCUGGUGGUAGUCUUCAAUAUGAAACAGAUAAAUGUGCAAAGAUUUCAGUUGCAUUUAUGUUAUUGCACAAUUAUUGCAUUGAGCAAAGAAUACCUCUUGAAGAGAUCAUUGAUGGUGACUUUAUAAUGAAUGAAAAUGUUGAAGGUGGAGCACAUGAGAAUGGGCACACACAAAGAAGGGAAGUAGUAAGGAAUAAUUUCUCAUAA